Messenger RNA from Trichomonas vaginalis G3, 731 nucleotides. RefSeq names its product microtubule-associated protein family. Lineage: Eukaryota; Parabasalia; Trichomonadida; Trichomonadidae. The transcript has a single exon. The annotation marks the transcript as partial. The record is from RefSeq and is a predicted model, not a curated record.
CCAUCUCCUUCACCAUCAAUAGCGGCUCCUGUGAGACAAUUUGGUGCAUGGGGUGCUGAUUUAGUCAAAGAUGCUGCACAAGGAAUUGGAAAGGAACUGAAGAACACAACAUUAGGUACAAUAGAGCGUUUUGGUAAUCUUACGGAUUACACAAUUAGAUCAGCUGCUAAUCUUUUAUAUAACCAGACUACUGAUAACGGUACUGAUGAAUUGGCUGUAAACGGACUAGCAUCAAUUAAGAAAUCAGCAGAAGAUAAAUACGAUGAAUGGAAAAAGAAUAUUAAGGGUGAAUAUAAUAAGUAUGCAUAUCCUGAAGAACAUAUGAAGUUAGAGCUUACCAGACUAAGAUCAAAAUAUGGUAAUGAAACAACAAAUACUACAACGCAAACGACGAAAGCUGACAGAAAGAUUGAUGACACUCCUACUCCAACUCCUGCAAUGGCGAACAUCACAACAAUUGCUCCAAGAGUUCCAACAGGAGAAGGUAUAUCAGGAAAUGUUUCAACUACUCAUAACAUUACUGAAGCAGCUAAUGUUUCAGCAGUUGAGCAACCUGUUGUUAAUGUAACUCAGGAAAACGCUACUGAAACAUCAACACCAAGACAGGAUGUAAAUAAUGAACGUCCAGAAGUUAAGGAGGUUGCAAAAGCAUACCUGGAGAAAAAUACUACACAAGUUCUUGAAGCAGAAAAGCAUCUCAAUUCAGACAAAACACCAUCUCCAACUCCUGA